Tupaia belangeri chinensis (Chinese tree shrew) is the source of this 2239-nucleotide messenger RNA. RefSeq names its product protein Wnt-5a. NCBI's taxonomy places the organism in Eukaryota, Metazoa, Chordata, Mammalia, Scandentia, Tupaiidae. The transcript has 6 exons. Gene Ontology annotation, molecular function: frizzled binding; cytokine activity. Gene Ontology annotation, cellular component: extracellular region. Bases 1112 to 2113 code for a protein of 333 amino acids. Gene Ontology annotation, biological process: canonical Wnt signaling pathway; multicellular organism development; neuron differentiation. The record is from RefSeq and is a predicted model, not a curated record.
GGGCAGCCUCGCCGGCCAUGGACCGCCGGAGCUGAGUCGCCGCCGCGGAGCCCCAAGCUCUCGCCCCUGCCCGGCCCCGCGUUCGCGGUGCCCUCGCUCCUCUUCGCCCUUCGCCCUGGAAAGGCGGGGAAAAGAGGGAGAUUAACCCGAAAAGAGAAAAAAGGGGGGUGCGCUGGGGGAGAGCCAGCAUCUCCCCUAGAGCAAUCGCCCAUCACCCCCCCACCUACCGAGCGGCAGAAAGUUCGGGGCGACUUUCACCCAUUUUGCGCCCAUUUUUACCAAGCCGUAAAAUGAAAGGACAAAAUCUGGCGCUGACUCUUGCAGCUCUGAUGGCGACCUGUGCAUUCUCAGCGGCAUCUCCCGGAGAAAAAGCCCUGCGCGCCUGAUUGCUCUGUGGCCCCAAAGCUGCAGUGUGUGGGGGGUGUGUUUGGGUGUGUGUCUGUGUGUGUACACAGACGUCCACACUCUGACUCGCGGCGGCAGGAUCAGCGCCUGGAAGCAGACGUUUCGGACACAGACCCAGAGAGGAGGAGCUGGAGAUCGGGAGGCGUGAGUCGCUGGGAGUUUGCAGAAUCCAUGGUGUGAAUGAACUGGGGGCACCUGGGCACACGGAUCACCCCCCUCUUCCUCCGCCUCAGGCCAGAAUUGAGUAGUGGGCAUUUUUUUCACCCUCUUGUGAAGAUUUUUUUUUUAUUUGUUGUAAAGUCUUUUGCACAAUCACGCCCACAUUUGGGGUUGGAAAGCCCUAAUUACCGCCGUCGCUGAUGGACGUUGGAGAGGGAGCGCCUCGCUGCGGAACAGUUGCCUGCGCGCCCUCGCCGGACCCGCGGUUUCCUGGUUGCGCCCCGGCCCGGCCCUGCCCUUGCGGGUCAGCGCGCGUCGGCGCCGCAUCGGUUCCUGGGCGCCUUACAGCGCUGCCCCAGUCGGGGGCUCAGACCCGGGCGCUGGUGUGCGCUCCGGCCCCGGUUCACUGCGCCCGCCCGACGCGCCCAGAGAACUCUGCAACCCUGAUCCCAGUGAUUCACCCCAGGCUUAACCCGGCUGCUCCGCGCGGAUUCUUCGGCUGCCCUCGGUCGAGUGCGACUUCCUCUCCUCGUCCCACCCCCUCGCCAUGAAGAAGUCGAUUGGAAUAUUAAGCCCAGGAGUUGCUUUGGGGACGGCUCGACGUGCAAUGUCUUCCAAGUUCUUUCUAAUGGCUUUGGCCAUAUUUUUCUCCUUCGCCCAGGUUGUAAUAGAAGCCAAUUCUUGGUGGUCGUUAGGUAUGAAUAACCCUGUUCAGAUGUCAGAAGUGUAUAUUAUCGGAGCGCAGCCCCUCUGCAGCCAACUCGCAGGACUUUCUCAAGGACAGAAGAAACUGUGCCACUUAUAUCAGGACCACAUGCAGUACAUCGGAGAAGGGGCGAAGACGGGCAUCAAAGAGUGCCAGUAUCAAUUCCGACACCGACGGUGGAACUGCAGCACCGUGGAUAACACCUCCGUUUUCGGCAGGGUUAUGCAGAUAGGCAGCCAUUUGAUGGUAACCCUUUGGGGGUGUCUGACUCUGCAGAACUUGGCCUGUGCUAGCCUGAGGGGUCGCACCAUCGCCCCCCCAGACCCAUGCCCGCCUUGGGGCUCCUCCAUGAUCUGCACACUCACUGUCCCCAUUUCCCUGCAGACCGUGUACAACUUGGCCGACGUGGCCUGUAAGUGCCACGGGGUGUCGGGCUCCUGUAGCCUCAAGACGUGCUGGCUGCAGCUGGCGGACUUCCGCAAGGUGGGCGAUGCCCUGAAGGAGAAGUAUGACAGUGCGGCGGCCAUGCGGCUCAACAGCCGGGGCAAACUGGUGCAGGUCAACAGCCGCUUCAACUCGCCCACCACGCAGGACCUGGUCUACAUCGACCCCAGCCCCGACUACUGCGUGCGCAACGAGAGCACAGGAUCCCUGGGCACGCAGGGCCGCCUGUGCAACAAGACGUCGGAGGGCAUGGACGGCUGUGAGCUCAUGUGCUGCGGCCGCGGCUACGACCAGUUCAAGACGGUGCAGACCGAGCGCUGCCACUGCAAGUUCCACUGGUGCUGCUACGUCAAGUGCAAAAAGUGCACGGAGAUCGUGGACCAGUUUGUGUGCAAAUAGUGGGUGCCCGCCCGUCACCCAGCCCCACUCCCAGGACCCACUUAUUUAUAGAAAGUACAGUGAUUUUUUAAAAAAAUAUUUUUAAUUUUUCCCCAAGAAUUGCAACCGGAAUCUUUUUUUUUUUUU